AUGAUCAUCUUUGGUGGGAAGCAUCCGUUCCUGAACAAGCGAAAUGAGCUGGAUCAGAGGUUGAUGAUCGAAGGUCGCUUGGACUUCACAGACACCUCCAGCGUCGCCGCGCAGGGCUUGGGUCUCUUCGGCUUGGGCGAGACGAUUCAGAAGUUUUCAGAGACAGCCAGGAACUUUUGCAAGCGGCUGGUUUGUGUGAAUGCGUCAUCCAGGCUGACUGCCAGCAAUGCUCUCAGGGAGCCUUGGCUGAACUCCGGAAGGCGUUCCGCCGAGUCGAAACGAAAGCCCGUGGAGAAUGGUACUCCAACUGCUGGCACUCCUAGAAAUGGUACUCCUAGAAAUGGCACUCCCAGAAACGGGACUCCAAGAAAAGGAGGAGGCACACCCAGAAAUGGAGAGGCUGGAGUCAAUGCCACAGCUGUUCCAAAGGGAGGAAUGCCUCCCAGGCCUGGCUUCGGCUAUCCGCAGGCCGAGGUCGACGAGAAGGCAAAGGAGCUUGAGAAGCUUCAAAAGAGAGUCAAUGAAUUAGAAGCUCGGGAGCGAGAGCAGGAGCAAAAGAAGACUGAAGAAGACGAUAAGGCACGUAACAAAGCCAAGAGCUUCAGAACGCAAAAGACCAAGGUGACUGAGGUGGGCACACCGGGCACUCCCAUGUCCGACCAGUCCCCCACCACGCUGAUGCCGGCGCCGCGGCUCCUGGCUCCCGGAACCAAGUGCCGCUACGAACCAUCUUCGUCCAGUAAAUUUUCUUUCAUCCCUGCGACGGUGCAGAGUUUUAACGAUCUGGACAGUACUUACAAUUUGGACUGCCGCCCUCACGCGGAUCCCUAUCGCAUUAGUCCAGCAAAGGACAUCUCAUGUGAGCAGGCCUGGCCACGUGGAACUCUUGUCCACUACAAGAGCGAGCAGCGGGAGAAGCAGGGUGGAGUACAGCCGCCACUGCCUGCCGUGGUCAAGUCUUUUAAUGAAAGUGCCAGACACCCAGAGCCAGCUGCAGCAUCAGCACAAGGAAUUGGAAGUUAG
Messenger RNA from Cladocopium goreaui, 1023 nucleotides. NCBI's taxonomy places the organism in Eukaryota, Dinophyceae, Suessiales, Symbiodiniaceae. The record is from the annotation of a GenBank genome assembly.